This is a messenger RNA of Strongylus vulgaris, 288 nucleotides long. The record is from the annotation of a GenBank genome assembly. Lineage: Eukaryota; Metazoa; Nematoda; Chromadorea; Rhabditida; Strongylidae.
AUGGAAACGGAGCCUAUGGAGGCUCACGCUAUCCAGGUGGAGACUAUCCAGGCGGGUACUAUGGAAACGGAAAUUACUAUGGCGGAUAUUAUGACCCUAGACACCAAGGAUCUGGGAAUCCAUAUGAUUACCCAUACAAAUACGGCAAUCCCUAUGGGGAUCAAUAUGGCCCAAACGGCUUGUUUAAUAACAAUUACGAUCGGGCUUGGGAAAGGACUUUCUGGGGUUAUCGCAAGUAAUCGAGGUCACAACUGCAUUCAUGAACAGCGGCUUCCCUGCUACUUAUAA